CGGGGGCAAAGUUGUCAAUCCACCAAAAGCCCGUUAGUUAAAUCUUCCCCAUCUAUUCCCAUCUCCCUCCCCAAGCAACAUCACCAACACACCAUCAUCCAUGAGGGGAAACAAGCAGAGUAAGAUGAGUGAGGACUGAGGAGAUGCAGCUGCCCUGGAAAGAAGCCAUCAUUUGCUACCAAAUGCAGCAUGCACAUGCUUAGCAGCUCCUGCAGCAGGAGAAGUUGCAUGUCAAGAGAGACAACAAAGAGGAGGAGACGAAAUCCAUCAUCACCACCAUAUAAUUAGCAUUGCUCCAUCCAUGUCCUACGAUCAGAUACUCUCAAUUCUUGGAGUCGGAGGCAUGCGCAAGGCGGCGGCGGCGGCGGCAACCAUUUCGAGGGGGCAGAGCAGCAACAUCACAAGGCAGAUCCUCAAGUGCACGAGGUGGCAGCUGGAGGAGACCACCGACUUCAUCACAUGCCCCUACCACUACUACUGCGACAGCUCCUACCCCGGCGACUACUCAGCCUCCAUCGGCGGCUUUGUGGCAGCUUUCGCCGCCUACUGUAUUCUCUCCGCCGCAGUGUUCACCGUCCUAGAUAUCGCCAGGAGUGGCACGGGCGUCGGAAGGAUCAAGAGAAAGUACCUGGUGCCCUCGGGGCCAUUCCUGCUGCCGCUGCUGCUCCUGAUUCUUGCCAAGGGGCAGCGACUGAAUGUUGUGUUCCCAAUCGCGCAGCUCGGCCCGGCAUUGCUGCUGACGCUGCAGGCGUCAGCGCUGGCGUUCCGGAACGAGGCCGACGGGGACCUACGCUACGCCGUGCUCGAGGCGUCCACCGUGUCGGGCAUCCUGCAUGCCUGCCUGUACCUUGACGCUGUCGUGCUGCCGUACUACACCGGGACGGACGCGCUCCGGUGGUCGCGGUUCUCUGGCGAGUGCGCGACGUGCCUCUGCCGAAUGGAGCCGCUGGUCGUCGGCGGCCGGACCGUGCUGUACCGGGGGCUGUCCAAGACGGCGCUGGCCGUCAUCUUCGCGCUGUGCUCGAGGAUGGUGUGCCGGAUCUACGGCGAGGAGCGGCUCAGCGCGUGGACGCGCUCGGCCCUUGAGAGCGCCAGCUGGGUGUUCGUCGCCGGUGACGCCGUGUACCUCGCGGGAUGGGCGGUGGAUGAGGGCGCCGCGGCGAGCGUGGCCGUGUACGGGCUCGUCGCCGCGCUGGUGUUCUUGUGUGUGUUCGGGAAGAUAUACAGGCUCUUAGCAUGGAUGGAGACCAGGCAGCAGGUGCAGUUCAAACCGAGCCUCAGCUGCCACAGUGUGGUUUGAUGACUAAUUGGGUCUCCUAAUUUCCUCUCUCUUUCUUGGGGUUAGUUUCAUUGUUUUUCUGAUUCAGAGAAAAAAGGUUUAAAUUUUCUUAUUGUCUUAUUGUUUUCACUUAGUGUUGAAUACUUUCUGGUGUCGCGAAUUGUUUGUUUCUCCUGUUUCAGCAACAGAGACAGAGACACACAAUUGUUUAUUCAUUUGGGAGUAUUUUCAGUAAGCAGUUUCUUGCAAAUAAUUUUGUUUCCACAGCGUGAAUGAAUUGCUUAAUGAUUUUGA
Phragmites australis (common reed) is the source of this 1573-nucleotide messenger RNA. RefSeq lists its product as uncharacterized. The coding region runs from base 302 to 1300 and encodes 332 amino acids. The transcript has a single exon. The record is from RefSeq and is a predicted model, not a curated record. Lineage: Eukaryota; Viridiplantae; Streptophyta; Magnoliopsida; Poales; Poaceae.